UGGUGGGUGGCGCCAGCAGCGCAGCUACUACUCGUAAACGCCUAUUUGAGCCAAAGCGGAAAGGCCAUUGUGCGAAGGCCCUCUGAUAUCUCUGCAUCGCACCGCCUCUCUCGGCGGCCACGAGCAGGGCUAGGGGAUCGGGUGGGCGGGCACCUGGUCGGCCAUUUCUGAAUUGGAGCCGAAUGGACAUUGCACGGCUACUGGCGCCUGUACAGGCCGACGCACACGUCACCGAGCGCACCGGUGUGUGGCUGCCUGAAGAGGAAGGCUACAUGCUGGCGCUCAUCGAGUGCUUCCUGCGCGGUCUUCUCUCGACCGUCGAGGCCGGCACGUCGCUACGCAGCUACAUCGCCAGCCAGCUCCAGUGCGCACCCAUGCGCGUCUCUAAGAAGAUUGCAGCGUUGCCGUACGCCAACUUUCGCAACAUUGGCCGCAGCCACUUUGAGCCGCGGGCGGUCACGGACGCCGACGUCGAGACGCUGCAGCAACUGUUGCAUGCCGAGACGCUCUUCAAGCGGGCCGUUGAGCCGCUCAAGACGCGGCACGCGGCGCCGUCCGUCGGUGAAAAGGCGACUGCUACGUGCGAGACGCGUGGCUUCUGGUUCCACUACGAGCAGCUGUACGCCGCCAAGCUCAUCGAGUACUUUGUGCAAGGCGCGCUGGCACUGCCGACCGGCACGACGCUGCGCGGGUUCCUCGCCGAGAUGCUUUGCUGCAGCCCGAUGCGCGUAUCGAAGAAGCUCGCGACGGGCUCGAUCGCCGGUCGACCGAUCCCGCGCCGGCUUGGCACGGCGGUGUUUGUGCCCCGACACGCGCUGUCCCGCGACGUGACAUCGUCGAUUGACGCCGAGCUGGCGCAACUGCGUAAAGACUGCUUUGCCCACAAGACACAGCACCGUCGCUAUAGCGCCUAGUCCCUGUCUCGCUGUGUGUAGUACGUCGUAGAGUUAGUCGUUUUGAAACUUUGAUGUGAAUGAAUGGUUGUUGCUCA
Saprolegnia diclina VS20 is the source of this 991-nucleotide messenger RNA. RefSeq lists its product as hypothetical. The record is from RefSeq and is a predicted model, not a curated record. Bases 183 to 914 code for a protein of 243 amino acids. The transcript has a single exon. Lineage: Eukaryota; Oomycota; Saprolegniomycetes; Saprolegniales; Saprolegniaceae.